This is a messenger RNA of Cyclocybe aegerita, 1785 nucleotides long. The record is from the annotation of a GenBank genome assembly. Lineage: Eukaryota; Fungi; Basidiomycota; Agaricomycetes; Agaricales; Hemipholiotaceae.
AUGUUCAGACGAGCAGCAAACACGUUCGGGCCGCAUGUUCGGUGUCUGCAUGCUCAUGCUGCAGGGGCAGCUCGUGCAGCAACGCGAGGGAACAGAAGGGCAGUAACUGCCGCAUCUAUCCUUCUGGGCGGGUCCGCUCUGUGGUAUACUGACCGUCAGUAUGUGCAUAGCGAUGCCAUACAAAUCGUCGAGGCGGGGGAUCGCCUCAAACCAAAGCCAACGCCGCUGGACAAGCCGAAGGAUCCAGAUGCUCUCUACUCUCUAGUUUGGGGUUCUAACAGCCAAGGUACUAUUUCUCCGGAUAAACCCUCGGACGAUCCCCUACGUACUCCAGCAGUCGUUCAAUGGCUGAACGGAGUCGCACUACGAGACCUCCAACUGCACCAAACACAUGCGGCUUGCAUUGAUGCCCGAGGGGACGUCUACCAAUGGGGGGAAGGCUUCUUUGGUAAAGACGGUGGAUCGCAUGCACCCAAGCUGACUCUCCGGGAGAAGAACAUCGUGCAGCUACAGCUCACAGAUCAUAAACUUUACGCACUGUCGGCUUCCGGGAAAGUUUACGUCCUCGCUACAGAUAUCACCAAGCAAGAACUUCCUACGGGUGCGCCGACGCCAUCCAGCGACGGGUGGUGGGGUACCGGCUGGUUCUGGGGUGAAGACGAGACCGUUGACUUUGCUGAAGUUCACCCUUCUGAGAAGCUUGCGCGUCGUGAAUCUUUUGUAUCCAUUGCGGCAGGGAAAAACCAUCUCCUUGCUCUCACCUCCAAAGGCCGUGUUUUUGCACACCCGAUCAACAAAUUAGCCAACUACUAUGGUCAACUUGGAUUCAGAAAAUUCAGCAUACCUGAUCCAGCUACCCCCAGCCAUAUCAAUCACCACCGUGAUGCUCACCUGCAUGUGGAGCUCAUUCCCAAAUCCCUGGCUGACCCGUUCAUAGAUUCUUCUCGAGCGCCUCGAGCAGCGCCUACUGCGUUCACUUCGGAUAAUCUUACGGCCGUCGAUGACAAGAAUAUCAGGUUCUGCACCCACCUGUUCGAGAUUCCUGUUCUCCGUGGCGUGGAAGCAGCCCAGAUAGCAGCUGGAUCAAAAUCAAGCUUUGUGCGAACACCUACAGGCAGAGUGUUGGCUUGGGGUGCCAACGAGCAUGGGCAACUCGGGUUGGGAACUGAGGUGGUCCUCGAUACCAUUACUGUUCCCACAGAAGUUGUCCUCUGGCGCCUAACACCCAACACGACCCGAAGCACAUGUCUCAGCGUGACAGCAGGUGGUGACCUCACAGCAUAUACUGUUGAACGCGACGCCGGCACCGGACCCGCCUUAACAGAUGUGCUAAUGAGUGGCAAUGGUCAAUAUGGCGGCCUGGGCAAUAGCACAUAUUCGAAUUCUCAAGGUGCACCCGUCCGAGUGAAAGCCGUCAGCGGCCUCACGCAAUAUAACGACCGUACUCGCGCCCUCGAACCUAUCCAACCAGAGGAAUUAUCAAUUUCUCCCACCGGCCAUGUCCUCCUUGCCUUGAACUCCGCGGAGAAUACGGGCGUUGGAGGACGCGAUGUCAUGGUUUGGGGCAAGAACUAUGAGUCUGAGCUCGGUAAUGGGAAGAAGGGGAGCCUUCCCACCCCGGCCACGCUCGAGGGUCCGGACGGGCAGAGGCUCAUGCUCAUGAGGAAGAAGGCCAAGGAAGUCAAGGACCUGAGCGGCAGGACAUGGAAACGUGGUGUGAACGUUGAACAGCGCGUGGUGGCUGGCUAUGAAAAUAGCGUUGUAUACUGGAAAAUAGCUGACUAG